GAAUACCUAGUGAACUCGUAACCGGUUGUCCGGUUGGCCUUUGAAGGUCUAAUAACGUCUUUCCGAUUGACGAUAUAAAGCAGUGUUAUCAAGACUCGGCUUCAGUUUCGAAACUGACACUUAUUGUUCAAUACACUCAUAUGUUUUAUUGAAAAACAUUUAGAUUUUUUGAAACUGACCUAAUUGGUCGGCCUACAUACUCAUUUGUUUCAUAACAAAAAAAAUAAAACUGGUUUUUUAUUUUUUACUUUGUUGACAAAAAUGCGUUCGUAUAUGUGCAGUGCUAUUUUGAGUUUUUUAUUGUUUUGCUUGUGGAAUGUCGAAGCCAAAUUAGCGCCUGAUUUCAUUCAUCCGUGCAACCAUACUGGCUGGUCAGAAUGUCUGGUCAAAUCGACGCAGGAGGCCAUCCCAGAUUUCGUAAAAGGAAUGCCGAAUCUAGGAGUACCAUCUCUGGACCCCUUCGUCAUUGAAAAACUAGCCAUUCCCUUGAACGGGCUGAAAGUGACAUUUUACGAAGGAAAGGUCACCGGAUUCCGAAAAUGCAUUGUUGAUAAUGUUAUAUCUGAAUUGGAGAAGCGCCAUUUCGUAUUGCAGUUCCACUGUAACCUGACAAUAAAGGGCCGUUAUGAUGCUGUAGGAAGGAUACUUCUGUUCCCUAUCAACGGAGAAGGAGAUGCCAAAAUCAAACUAACUAACCUCCGAAUGACAGUGGACAUCAACACAAAAUAUUAUAAGGACAAGAAAGGUGCAAAUCACUUCGGAUUGAAGAAUUACAAAUACUCAUUCGACUACGGCGACAGAGUAUCGUUUGACCUACAGAACCUUUUCAAGGAAAGCAAACAACUUAGUGACACGGUAUUGGCGUUCCUAAACGAUAACUGGAGGAUGGUUGCCGAAGAGUUCGGUAAACCAAUAGUUGACUACGCCGUCGAUCUCGCCAUUAGAACUAUAGAAAAAUUCUUUAGUGCCGUACCUUAUGAAGAACUGGUGAACAUUCCGAUACCUCAAUAGUUAUUAUCGUUUUUGUAUAAGUGGUUAAGUAGCUUUGUAAUGCUUUAAUUAAUUAUAGAUUUUUACUUUUUAAUUGUCGUUUUCUUGAUUUCAAACCUU
This is a messenger RNA of Chilo suppressalis (striped riceborer), 1110 nucleotides long. NCBI's taxonomy places the organism in Eukaryota, Metazoa, Arthropoda, Insecta, Lepidoptera, Crambidae. The record is from the annotation of a GenBank genome assembly.